UCUCGCUACGCCUCAGCUCUCGUAGCUCGUGUUCGUAGCCGCUACGAUAUAUUUAAAAAUGUAACGUGUGAACAGUUAGUGCAAAUACAAAAUGUGGAACAUUUGUGUGUUUCUGUGCUUGGUUGCGGUGGUGGUGGCGAAUCCGGCCAAAAUGGAUUCCAAACGGGACCAUUGCAACAAGACAGUUGAGAUCUACGAAGACGUCUCGUCCCCUCCAGUCACGCCUGAGAAUUUCGGCAGACCGCUCACUUGCACAUACAGGUUCAGAGCAUUUCGAGGGUCGCCAAAAGACUGGAUCCUCAGGAUACGGUUCAAAAAGUUCAAAGUUGGCACACUGAUCAACGGGACCACCUGUCAUAAAGGAUACAUGCAGAUUGUCGACGGAAACGCAAAGACUGACGUGUCUAACCGAAAGGAGCCCGGUCUCUUCUGUGGCGAGAUCGAGCAGCCACAAACCUUUAUAUCGGAGACCAAUUUCGUGAAGAUCGUCUUCCAUGCCGAUAACUUCACUGAUCAGACCUACUUCAGUUUUGAUUCAAGAGCGGAGCAGCAGUUUGAAGUAUAUCUGCGAUAUGGUCAGCAUCCAGAGCUAUAUCCGAACAGAAGAGGAGAAGUUGUUGCAGGGUCAUACUGCGAGCGAGUGUUCCGAGACUGUCGACUGCAAACGUGCUAUGUGCAGUCCGCAGCUUAUCCAGGAGUGUACCCUAGAAACUUACAUUGCAGAUACCAUUUGAAUACUCGGCUGCCAUAUAUAAAGCUGUACAUCGAAAAUGAGGAGUUCAACAUCGACGGACAGAGAUGCGAAAACAUCAUGACGUGUCCAAUGAGGCCCAUUACUUCAGGAGCUGAAAACUGUCCAUACGACUACAUAAAGAUAUACGAUGGCAAAGAUGAGUCUGCCUUUGUGAUCGGGACAUUCUGCGGAAUGGGGAAAUUCCCCUACUCCAUCAUCGGGACCUCACAGGACCUAUUCGUGGAGUUCGUUAGUUCACCAGCAGGUCCUCUUCUCAACACCGGCUUCCAUUUCAACGUCGGUAACUGGCCGGGCCACGUCGAAGCCCCAGGAUCCAAGGUCGGCAAGUGCGACUGGCUCCUCACAGCCGAAUCACUCAAGAAGUCAGGAGACACGGAGGGCAUCUUCCUGUCUGUGGCCCAUUGGUAUCCACCGCACACGUCCUGCACUUAUCUGAUGCAGGGAUUGCCUGGACAGGUUGUGAGGCUGUACUUUCCAAGCUUCCGAAUCAACAGGAUAGAAUCCCCAAUAGUACCCUGGACCGGUGAUUGUGGAGAAUCCCUAACCCUCUACGACGCUCCUAGACCUGAUGAUGCCAGGAUCAUCAAGACCUUCUGCGACACCUUCAGUAGACCGAUGGAGAAGCAUGACUUCGUGUCCACUGGGAACGCCAUGUUUGUCAGAUUUGAGAGCAAGACCGGAAGCUAUAGCGGGUCUUCACUAUAUUACUGGGCCCAUUACGAUUUCUUCAACAACACCCGCUUUGGCGAGCCAGUGCAAGGCACCGCGUGCGACGAGGUCAUAGCAUCAUGGAAGCAAAGGGCUGGUCGACUCCGGUCUCCUCUGAACACGCUAGUGUACAAGCAAGCACCGCCGGGAGAGGACGUACAUUGCUUGUACAGAUUCGUCACCGACAAGAGAAUUUAUGCGAGGGUCAUAUUGACUAUCCUGAGCAUCAAUUUCAAGGAACAUCCAUACACUCCAGUAUCCUGCCAGAAUUGCUAUGAAGACCGAGCGGAUAAGUUGAUAGUCUGGGAGCCAACUGCCGGAGGAAGAAGCUUCAAUGCUUCUUUGGGAGCUAGCACGACGCCUUUACCUCUCCAUCUAGCAGUUCAAAGAUCUCUUGGCUCAUGUCUUUGCGCCAAGCAUUCAAAUACGGUAUCACGCGCCAGACCGUAUAGAGUAGUGUCGUCUGGAGAGUCAUUGAAUCUGCAACUGAUAGUGGAUAAUGCCCAUGCUGCUGCCUCUUACUUCAAAAAUCCAUCUCCACUCUUUGAAGCACGGUAUGAAUUCAUCCAUGGACCACUUUGCGGACCAGCUGUCCUCGCCGCUGCUUCUGAUGGAGAAAUUGUCUAUCCUCAUUUGGAAGCUUUGGGAUACACAGAGCCACCGAAACGAAUUCAAUGUAUUUGGGAUUUAGAGAUUGAAGAGAAAAGAGAUAUUUGGCUUCAUUUUGAUAGCAUCAAGUUUGCGUCACGUCAUUGUGAUGAAGGAAAUAUUCAGAUUUACCUACCUGGCCGUGUGGAGCCUUACUUGUCAGUUUGUGGUGAAAAUGUAUCAUUGGCUCGAGAACUGCCUAUAUUAUCAGCGGGUGAGCUGGGAUUCGAGUCGUUAGAUGACCCUCUAGUCAUUGAAAAGGAAAAGACGAGAUCUAUUAGAAUAGUUUUUAUAGGCAGCGCGUCUCCCGCCCGAGCUAACUUCAAAAUCGCUUGGACUGGACUGUACCAUUUGCCCAAAAACUCUGAUGGCACAUUAAUGACAUCUCGUUUGACCGACGGCUCUGGUAUGAAAACAUCAGAAUCGAUGCACGGCUGCGAUUUUAUAUGUCCCGGUGAAGCCUUGUGUAUUCCAGCUAGACUGAUUUGUAACGGCGUCGUCAAUUGUCCUAACGUGACGAGUACUGAACGAAAGUUCUGGACAGCAGAAGAGAAGGCAGCUAGAGAGGCGUAUUCGGAAGACAGUUUACGCCGUUUAGGGUAUUUAGAUUUGUUGAAUGGAAUACCUUUAGGGCAGUUGCAUGAUGAGGCGCCUGAAUUAUGUGCAGGGGCUAGGAGUGCAGGUGGAGGGGAUUGGAUGGCGCCAGCUUUAGGGGCAGGGCUGGCGAUUGCUUUAGGAGUGUUGGCGUUGGGUGCUGCUUGGCGCCUCUGCUGCCGCAAGCGGUCGCCUGACGAGGAAUCCUUGGAUUACUGACAUGGGGCCCGCGGCGCGCCGCACGCGCCGCGUCAGCUCCACUCCCGCUCCGCCUCCCGAGACUUCCCUCAGGACUGGAGCCUACAUUGACAGACGCUGUACUGAGCCCCGGAGCCCUCCUUUGUUGAUUAUUGAACAAUCGCGAGCAACGAUCGUGCAUCGCGUGACUGCCGCGUGAGGUUGAAGUGUAUAAUGUGCUGUAAAUCAGUGGGGUUUGCUGCAGUGCACUUUCAAUUUAAUUAUAUCUACAGCCAUCUAUGCUUUACGUGUUGGUGGUGUCAAAAAGUCACAAGUACAUUUCAAAGUCUUGCACUUGUGACUUUUUUGUUUAUUCCAUGUAUGAUUUAUGUUCGUUCUUUGUUAACUUUUAUGGAGGGUCUGUUUUGAGGAGCUCAAAGUUUUGUAAUUAGUGUAUAUACCCCAUUAUUAAACGUAAAUUGCUUGACAAAUCAUAGGUUAGGACCGUGAUAGUAGCCAAGCAGUUAAAAUAAUUAGAUAAGCAAGCUGUCUCACUUUUUCAUUAUUCAAUAUCAUCAAGAGCUCAUUGACAUUAGGGUAAAUUGAACAGUAAUGGAACUAUAAAGCUUAUUGUUGGAUAUAAAUGAGUAUACUUUGUAAGUCUAUGUUCCCGGUUGUGCUGUCUUUACCCUGAUUAUCCACUUAUGCAGUAGGAAGAGUAAUGUUUCUGUUUUGGUAUUGUAAAAUGACCUGUGAUGUAGACAAAACACUCAUUCUUAUCCGGAAUCCAUUAUUAUUGCGGACCUGAAAUUAUAAAAUAAGAAUGAGAUUUUUGUUAACAAUAUUGAAUACUCUCAUCCCUUCUAGAUUACUUUUAUACUACUAGUAAAUGUUGGUAAUUCUGUUUGAAGAUGUGUGUCAGACCCUUUAGCACAACUUGCCUUGUCGUGUGCGAGUCCAUAAUUAUUUGAAGUCGCGCGUGAUGUAGCGUGACAAGGCUUUGUGCUAAAGGGGCUGGUCUUAAAAAAAAGGCAGCAUUUACCCCCUUUUUCUGUUGUCAUUCCUUUUAAUGAUAACAUCCGCUUAGUAUUCAUAUAGUCGAAUAGAAUGACGAAAACUGAGACGCCUACCGAAAAUGUUAUUUAUUUGUUUCGUAAAAUACUGAUUUAGUUGUUAUUUAUGAGAGGAAAACUAAUAAUUUCCCAUUUCUUAAUAUACUUUCAUUGGUAAAUCGUUGUUGUAAAUAAACUAAGGUAAGAUCGUUACUAGAUUUUAGAAUAUUUUUACAAUUUUAGAAAUUCCUUUAAACUCGAUUUCAGAGGAAUUACUAAAAUGUUAAGUAAGCUCAAUAACGAAUGGUAUUAAAAAUAAUUAAAGUUAUGUUAUUGCACUUAGAUUUAUUUAAACUAUCACUGCCUUUGAAAUAGUUUUUGGAAAACCACUUAAAUAAUAAGGACUUUGUAAAAUUUUACUACUUCCAUUUUUUAUAUUAUAAUUUUCAUAUUUCCUAUACAUGUAUUUAAUUUUCAUUCCAUAGUAUCUGAAUUUAAAUCCGUUCUAAGUGUGCGGCCUGAGUGUACGCUGAUAUUGGGCGUAAAGCGGGGCGGAGCGUGCGGCUUGCAAGUCAAACAAUAGGCUUACUAAACUCGUAUCGAAUUUAGCACAUCAAGUUAUUGUUUUCUGUAGUAUUUAACUUAAGAAAUCAAUAUUUAUAGCUUGCGGGCAUUAAAAGUGCGUGAUGACUGCGUAUUUUU
Molecule: messenger RNA, 4635 nt
Organism: Leguminivora glycinivorella
Lineage: Eukaryota; Metazoa; Arthropoda; Insecta; Lepidoptera; Tortricidae
Exons: 12
Coding region: 92-2923 (943 amino acids)
Cellular component (GO): plasma membrane
Source: RefSeq, a predicted model, not a curated record